Messenger RNA from Sceloporus undulatus (fence lizard), 8985 nucleotides. It is a transcript of the gene LIMS2, whose product is annotated as LIM zinc finger domain containing 2. Bases 1925 to 3061 code for a protein of 378 amino acids. The record is from RefSeq and is a predicted model, not a curated record. The transcript is spliced from 11 exons. Gene Ontology annotation, cellular component: cell-cell junction; cytoplasm; focal adhesion. NCBI's taxonomy places the organism in Eukaryota, Metazoa, Chordata, Lepidosauria, Squamata, Phrynosomatidae. Gene Ontology annotation, biological process: positive regulation of substrate adhesion-dependent cell spreading; cell-cell adhesion; cell-cell junction organization.
AUAUGGUAUAUUGAAUUUAGACACAGGUAGAUAUUCAACUACUGUAUUGUUGAUUUAGUAAUUUUUUCUGUGUAAGAGUGCAUAGGAUUUCACCCUGGAUGCAUUUCAUCAUGAAAUUUAUUACCUUUUGACAGUGUGUUGGGGUCCAUGUAGCUUGGGGAGAGUUUUUUAUAUUAAUGGAGGUGUAUACAGUAUUUCUUCCUCUCACACUCACCAGCUUCCUGAGGCUGUUUUAAAUCUGGAAGAUUAGUGAACUAAUUGCGGGGGAAAGAAAUGUUAUAGUCAGAAAACUCAGACUUUCUCUUGAACAAAAGUGAAGACUUUCAAAUAUAAGGAACUAUUGGACAUUUAUUCAUUUUCAGUAAUUUAUAAUUCAUUUUUAAAAUCAUAAUUGAUGUAAUUUAAAAAAUCUCUUAAGAAGAGAUUUUAAAAAAUUACAUCAAUGGUGAUUUUAAAAACUGAGACUAUGGUUCCCCGGACUGUGAUACUUCUGACUAAUAGGGCUGGGGCAGGGAUUUAGGGUGCGUCAUAGCUAUGUGCACUAGCAGCUAGAAUGAAAAAACUCCCAAGAGGCUAUUUUCACCUCCAGAUGUGUGAGCAGAAGUGAUAUGUGCAGAAACAAAGGGACAUUUAUCAAGCCACGCUAUGCAGAAAUUGAGGAACCACUUUUCUAAAACAUCCCCAUCACUUAAUAAUAGUUAUUAUUAUUAUUGUUGUUAUUGUUAUUGUUAUUAUUUGUAUCCCACCUCUCCCAGUAUUGGAUCAAGGCGGGUAACAGCAAACAAGAACAAUAAAAUCAAACAUGAAUAUCAAUAGAUAAAAGCAUAGCAGGACAUAUUAAUGCUUCUGUCAGUUGUUAAGAAAAAAGUGUUAUAUUUUCAGUCCUGAAAACACAUUUUAUAGCUUAAGAAGUGAAACAAAUGGAUUUUAAAUCUGCAGUUCUGCCUUGUAAUAUGUCUGAUUACACUAUGUCUAGCUGGAGUGCUGAGGAAGCUCUGUGAUCAGCCCCUUUCCUCUGUUCUACAUCAUUCUACAUUGUUGGAUUUUGCUAACUUUUCUUAUUCCAGUGUGUGUAUUAAAGUGUUUUUACAGAAGCAGAAUAAGUAAGAAUACUCAUCAGCCCACAUCACCUCAGAAUAUUAUUAAAUGGGAAAGUAUCAGAGAAGGAGAGGAGGGUGGGGAAUGGUGAGAAAGUCUCAAUCACCAAAACAAUAUAAAUAUUUGAGUCAUAACCAGCUUGCAUAAUGUGAUGCUUUCUUCAAGAUGGGCGUGGAAAAAGGGAUGGUGUAAAGAAACAGACUGUAUCUGUAACACUUCAGCAUCCCAGAGUGAAUGUAGUAGGGAAAGGAAUGUAAAGUAUGUUUCUUUUCUGGGUAUCUUGAUAUUGACAGCAUGUGACUUUUGGAGUGAGUUUCAAAGCCAGGCAGUUUUCCAGCACUUGUUUUUCUAAGCAACAAAAAGCAUGUUAAUUAUUGCAAAACUAUGAAAGAACUGGUUAAAGAAGACUAAUUCUUUAGGACUAUUUUUCUGCAUAUUGUCAUUGUUUAUUGAAUUGCCAAAAAUCUACCAGUAAAGAAACGCGGGGUUUAUUUCCUGCAAUGGCUAUUCAGUUUAAUUGCUCUUGUAAUAUUAGUUGACUGAAGUUAAGAAUAAUAUUUUGAAAUGUAAUCCUUACUCAAAUUAAUCUGAAAGUAUUACACUUUCAUACUCACAAAAUUAUUUAUCAGUGGAAUUGAAGAAAACAAGCAAGAUGGUUGACUAAUUAUGGAAGAGAACUUGCUGUACAACAAGGAUGGAUUUCGCUUGUUCUGAUUAGCACUUCUGAGAAGAACAGUAAUCUGAAAGAAACAUUUCUUGAAACCUAAGGUUGGAUUUCUCUUCCUCAUACUGCCUUUUUUAAAAAGGAAAAGAGAUAAUCAGUCCCAUGGCUGGCAUGAAACUUCAGGAGCUAGCAUCUUCCAAACUCUACCAACGCCGGCAGGAUCGUCUGAGUGGCACAGUGGCAUUAUUCAGUGAUGGGAAUGAGAGGGCAGCUGGGAUAUUUGGUAACAUGUCAGAUGCCCUUGCAAAUGCUGUGUGUGAACGCUGUCGGGCUCGUUUUGACCCCACGGAGAGAAUUGUGAACAGCAAUGGGGAACUAUAUCAUGAAAACUGCUUCGUCUGUGCUCAGUGCUUUCGCCAGUUUCCAGAUGGACUCUUUUAUGAUUUUGAAGGGAGAAAAUAUUGCGAGCAUGAUUUUCAGAUGUUGUUUGCACCCUGCUGUGGAGCAUGUGGUGAGUUUAUCAUUGGCCGUGUUAUCAAGGCAAUGAACAAUAACUGGCAUCCAGAAUGCUUUCGCUGUGAGCUCUGUGAUGUAGCUCUUGCUGAUUUGGGAUUUGUGAAGAAUGCUGGCAGACAUCUUUGUAGACCGUGCCAUAAUCGUGAGAAAGCUAAAGGUCUGGGCAAGUACAUUUGCCAGAAAUGCCACUUGAUAAUUGAUGAGCAGCCUCUGAUGUUCAGGAAUGACUCUUAUCAUCCAGAUCACUUCAGCUGCACCCACUGUGGAAAAGAGCUGACUGCUGAAGCCAGGGAGCUAAAGGGGGAGCUCUACUGUCUGCCAUGCCACGAUAAGAUGGGCAUUCCAAUUUGUGGGGCCUGUCGUCGGCCCAUUGAGGGCCGAGUGGUCAAUGCUCUGGGGAAGCAAUGGCACGUAGAGCAUUUUGUUUGUGCCAAAUGUGAGAAGCCUUUUCUGGGACACAGACACUAUGAGAAAAAAGGUCUGGCUUACUGUGAGACUCAUUACAACCAGCUCUUUGGAGAUGUCUGCUAUAACUGCAGCCAUGUGAUUGAGGGAGAUGUGGUAUCUGCUCUCAACAAGGCUUGGUGUGUGAACUGCUUCUCCUGUUCUACCUGCAAUAUCAAGCUCACUCUGAAGAAUAAGUUUGUGGAAUUUGAUAUGAAACCAGUGUGCAAGAAAUGCUAUGAGAAGUUCCCUUUGGAGUUGAAGAAACGGCUGAAGAAGCUGUCUGAGCUGGCUUCCAAGAAAACUCAUCCCAAAGCUCUGGAUUUAAACUCUGCUUAAGCAGUCACUGAACUCAUCUCUGCCAAUUACAGUAUGCCUUAGCAACUAAUCACAUGAGAAUGCUUCAGUGGACCCAAGACAAACAAAAGGUCACCAGUUGUAUCGUGCGCUCUGAAUGUUUUUCUGCUCAGGUAUAAUGUGUAGAUCUGUGCUUCCAGAAGAAACCUGUGGCUGUACAUGAUUUGUUUGCUUUUUGUUUUGUACCUUCAGGUCGUUUCCAAUUUAUUGCAAUCCUAAAGCUCACAGGAUUUUCUUGGAAAGAUUUGUUCAGAGGGGGAUUGCCUUUGUUUUGUUCUGAGGCUGAGAGAGUGUGACUUGCCUAAGGUCACCCAGUGGAUUUCCUUAUCUGAGCAGGAAUUCAAAUCCUUUUCUCUAGAGUUGUAGUCCAAUACUCAAACCAUGACACCAUGCUGGCUCUUGAUAGUGCAUUAUUUCCCCUUUGUAUUAAAUUGGGGGUCCCGCCCCCCCCCCCUGUUCUCUGCUGUGAUUUAGGCUUGUACUACUUGGAAUUCUAUUCUUUUAUUCCUUAGCAUCUUAAAACCAAAAUUAAGCUGAGCCAGCUACAAGUAAAAAGUUUGAGUGACCAUAACUUGCUUAAUCCUUCUUCAGUCACUUUUCAACUCAAAAAUUAUACUUCUACCAAAAAUAAAAAACAAUCUUGAAGUGAAAAAAAAUUGAACUGAAAAGUGAUGGAAGCAGGAACACAAAGUAGCUUCUCUGUGCCCACGCUUUCUUUGUGCUGACUUGCAACCUUAUUUUUGUCUUUUUAAGCAAAGGGGCAAAAAAAAAAAAAAACCCUUCAUGUAACGUGUCUUUUGAACAUUCUCUUAAAACUCUAAGGGACUAAGGCGGGUUAUAGACCGCCAAAAAUACGUAUUGAAUACGUAUUAGGGUUAGGAAGGGGCGGUGCUUCAGCACCCCCCUAACCCUAAUACGUAUUCAAUACAUACAAUAUGGCGGCAGCCGUUCCACACGGCCGCCGCCAUAUUGACAUAACAGACGUUCUGUGUCCGCACGUGGCACACUGGAAGUGACACCGUGAGUGCGCCCUUUGGCACUUGCGGCGCCUCUUCCGGGGCCCGAGAAGAAGCGCGAUUUCCGCACUCCUUCCUCUGUCCGGGAGCCCCGUGGUGUGGCAGCUGCGGCUCCCGGACGCCGCAAGCGGCGGGGGCGGGACAGCGCUGCUUCUUGGCAGUAUGUAACCCGCCUAAUGUGGUGGGAUUAAUGAGAGCUAGAUAAUAACCUUGCUAUUUUUAAUUAGGUCAUUGUAUUGGCAAUACACAGCAUAAUCGUAUAUGGUUAUAUUAUUUGGCUGCUCUUCCCUGCAGUAGUAGCUAAGGUGCUGUGAUUACUUUUCUGCACCAUUGCUGCAAUUGUUAAUUAUGUUUAAGCAAAGACUACUUGUCCCUUCUUCAAGUAAUCACAGCACCUUAGCUGUUAUAGCAGGUAAGAGCAGCCAACUAAUAUAACCAAUAUAAGUUUAUGUUGUUUAUUGCCUAGGAAUACUGUAGUAUAAUUUAACACCUGAAUUCACACCAAAGUGACUGCAUUUUAACUACUGAGUGAAGAAGCUGUUCUCAUUGGCUUCCUUUAUAGUGCUUAUGUGCAGAGAUGGAGUUCUAAGCAUUUAGGCUUCCUUUUUUCUUUUCUUAUUCUUAAUAUUAUCAUCAGUGCGGACAAGCUCUUGUGAGUUUCCUGAAGUCCUACUCUUAGGUGUAAUCUACCAAGCAUUGCAGCUUUACCACUCACCUUUAUUUCAGCAUUUGUUAUGAUAUAAUCCUGUUAAUGGCUGCUCCAAAGCUGGAGCUAUAUGUUGUUUCAACAGAUAAAUUGUCCCAAAUUUGUGUUUUUGGAAUAAUGUUGAAGUGGGAAGUGUGUGGUUAAUACUUCUCCUGCCACUCUUUCACCACAACCUGUUUUCUGUUGAUCUCACCUCCUCUCCAUCUUAUUCCUGAUAUAUAGCUCAUGGUGUAGAGGGAAGGGUGAUGCUGUGGAAAUGUGUGUGGGGAAAGUAUUUGCUCACUUUUGCGGUAGGAGAAGUGGUAGACAAUGAAAGUGUUAAGCACUACCGUCAACCAAUUCUUCUCCAUGUUCCACCCUUCCACAUUAUCAAUAAGAGCUAGAAUUUGAGGCCCUCAUGUUUGUUUUCUAAAUUGUCACUCCAGCAGGAAUAAUAUUAAUCUCAAGAAACCCCACCAUAGUAUUUUAUUCCUUUAGUAAGAAUAUAUUUGAGAAAGUGUCAUAAAACCUUUUUGGGGUUUGUUGUUUUUAGUAUAGAGCAGAAAAACAUGAAUUUAUCUUCAUUUACAUUUUUGCUACUAUAAUUGUGUAUUUGUCUGCACUGUAAUACAAGAGAAUAUUCUUUUCCAGAACGAAUCCUGAAAUUUAUCAGCUGCUUAUUACUUAUUAGCACUUAAUGUUGUCUUUUUUUAACAGCACAGAAGGAUUGUUCUCUAGAACCAUCCUGCACCAAUAAAUAUUGUUUCACAAGGAAGAGCACAUUUUUCUAAUGGUAAACAGACUUUCACUAAAUUAGUCUCUCACCCAGAGUACUGUGUGCUCAGUUUAAAAUUGCUUACUUCUCUGUGUACGUGGCCAUAUUCAUUUAAAUUGAGUAAAUACAGUCUUAUGUGCAUGUAGUCAUUUCACUCCAAUGAAAUGAAUGAUACAUCCGGGGGGAGGGGGGGGUCAAAUUUUUGCUAAGACAGUGACAGAGCUAGCAAAUUGUGUACGUAUCUGAAAAAUAUGCACUAUAAUUUCAGAUUUGCUGUUGUUGUGUGCCUUCAAGACAUUUCCAGCCUAAGGCGGGCCAUUUUUUUCCUGGUGCUGAAAUUUUGUUUUUAUUUUUUAUUCCCCCCCCCUCCCUGAAAAUUGAAGUCCGUUCACUGUAAUUUUGGUCACUAAUACUGUUAUAACACAGUCUGCUUCUGGUCAUGCAGUAAAAUCACAUAUUUUCAUGUAUUUAGUUGUUCUGAAAUACGGAUGAAGGUGUUUAUGUGUAUGUAUAUCCUUUAGUAAAUAUGGACUGUGGAAAGAUGGCACACAAUUAUGGAUCCAACAAGUUAUAAUAUGUCUGCCUUCAGGAACAAGGCACUGAAAUCUGAUUUAACAAUUUCAGUAUGAAGUUCCAUGAAAAUGCAGCUUUUGUUUUACUUUUCUGCCUACAUUUGAUAUAAAAACACUGAAUGCUAUAUCAGAUUUCCAGACCAACUGUAAUACUAAGAAGUCAUCAUUUCUAUUAUUGUAUUUUUCUACAAUCUUCUACUGUUCAUUUAAAAAUACGGUUUCUUUUGAGAAAGACCUUGUUUUGUGGAGGUAGAUUUGAAAUGCCAUAGCUCAUAUCGGCCUUUGUGGGGCAAUAAAUAAGCAAUCUUUGUAUUACUAUUCUCCAAAGUUCUCUAAUAUGAAGAAUUAAGUACAGUCGGCCCUUCUUAUACACGGAUUUUUUAUACACAGAUUCAAGCAUCCUUGGUUUGAAAAUGUACACAAAAAGUAUAAAUUUCAAAUAUCAAACCUUGAUUUUCCAUUUUUUAUAAGGGACACAAUUUUGCUAUGUCAUUAUAUUUAAUGGGACGUGAGCAUACACGGAUUUUGUUAUUCACAGGGGAUCUUGGAACCAAACCUCAGUGUAUAACAAGGGUCCUCUGUACUUUCCUUUCAAGUUGUAUUUUAUGAAGCAUAAUAUGCGAUAAUGUGUAGUCAUUGUUUCUUCCAAAUACAGAAUUUGUUUUUGAAAGUGGAUUUGGAUUUGCCUGUAAACAAUUUUCCUUUCAUUUUUUUCUUGGAAAUGUAAACAGCAAAUAAAUCCUUAAGGGCCAGAUGACCCUAGGAAAUCAGAGGAGUAGAACAGCAGGCUGUUAUGUGAACAUUUUUGUAUGAAAACUGAUUGUCUUAAACGGAAAUCAGUGUUGUGGGGUAAGAUGGGAUGGGAGAGAGUGAUGGACAUAAUGAAAGCCCUUGCUGGCGGUGCAUUGAAGGCACAGCCAAAAAGUAAAUGUAGGCCAAUAUUCUGUAUCUGCUGCUUAGUUAACACAUCGAAUGCCUGGUAAAGUAGGUUGUGCAGGAGGGAGGUUUACGACUGUGAUAAUAGUGUUACAGUCAUGACUAAGUAGCAAUAGUGAAUACCAAACAGUUACAAAUGAGUAUACCUAGGUAAUUGUUCUAUAUUCAUGAUUGCUACUUAGUCAUGAUUUUAACACUAUUGUCACAAUUGUAACCCCCUCCCCCCCUUGCACAACCUAUUUUUACCAGGCAUUACCUGCAUAGGGAGAAGGAGGUCAUUCUGCCUGCAAUUGAAGCAUUGGAGAAUUGACAUUUGUGAGAUGUGGGAGGUUGGGCCAAGAGAGUUUAUGUAGUUGCAUAAUGAGCUAAGUAACUGAUACGAAAUACUGGAGUUACGAUGUGUGUCAGAAUAGGCAGUCAACUGCGAAUUCUGAGAUAGCUAGAACUUGUUUUGAGUCUUUGGGUUGAAAGCACUUGUAUAGUAUCAAAAUUACAGGGAUGUGCAAAUCAGACUCAUGUUGGUGGGAAUAUGCACUGCUUUGCACUAAAGACAAAGUUACUUGCUUGCAAUAUAUUGUUGUAACUGUGUUUUUAUAUUAAUAUAUUUUAUGCAUAUGACCAUUACACAGGCUCAUGGAUUAUUCCUGAAUAUAGCCAAUAUUUUUAUAUGGUGUAUUAUCAGAACAGUAACAUUUUCAACGUAAUUAUAUUCUUCAGUGAUAAGGUGAUAAAAUUGCCCAAUAUUUUGUGGUAAAAAGUGACCAUAUUCAUUGUAGACAAUAGAGAAGUAGCAACAAAAAGGAGCCUUCACAUUUGAGACCCUGGUUACACUUUGUGAGUUUUCCCAGGAUUUGGCUGGCAGGUUGGAGCUGCCCUGCUGCUCCUGCUUUCUUUUUGUAAGAGUGGCCAAAGAUAGCAAAAGAAACAAUGCUGGUGUGUGGGGAAGGCACAUUUCUGGGGAAGGAGCAGGAGGAGUAUCUAGGGUAAAUUCUACAAAAGAGUCCUUCACCUCUCUCAGACUGUGAGUCCUUCCUCGCAGGGGGGAAAAGUGGGAAGCCAGCUGUGCAACUCUCUGCCCUGGCAAAAGAAGGAUUGAGACUCAUUUCUCACUGGGGAGAAGCUUCUUCCUUUGCACCCAGUCACCUUGGAAGCAGCAAUUGAGCAGCCAGUUGAGCAGUGACCAAAAAGCCUCUUGCCUGCACCAGUCUUUGCAGCAAAGACAGUACCUGCAAGAGGCUUCUUGGUUGCUGCUCAGGGAGCAAAGGGAGCAGCGACUGAGAAGUCUUGCCUGCACCAGCCUUUGCUACAAAGCUACAAGGCUGGUGCAGGCAUGAGGCUUCUCAGUGGUUGCUUGAACAGCUGUUUCGUUGUUUGCUCCCUUUGCACCUAGUCACCCUGGGAGCAGCAACUGAGCAGCCAGCCUUCUUUUUGCUAUAAGGCCUGCAUAGGUGAGAUGGGGUAGUAGGCCUGCUGCUGUAUUUACACACAGAGGAAGAGGAGGUGGCAGUGAGUUGGGUGUAGCUGAGGUGGACACUGCUGGCUGUCUGCUGCACAAAUAAUAUAUCUAAUAACAAGAAAUAGGUGUUAGGUAGUGCUAGGGCUGUUGCGCAGGAGGAAGGGGGGAAGUAGCCUCCCAAAAGUUUGGGGACUACUGUAUUAGCACAUAAACCACUGCAAUAUGUACAAGCUUGAGGGAAUUCUCAUUUUGUACAAGGUCACAUUCAGUCCUCCAUGUGUGGUGUCAUUUUUUCCCUCCAAGACCUACAAAGUUGUCUGGCAGUACUUUACUAUGGAAUCUUAUCACAAUAAUGUCACAAGCACCUCUCAGUUAAAAUACUGUAUUCCUCCAUUUUACUUUAUAUUUUUGGAAUGACAGUUCACUAUUGUAUAUUAAAUCUUCACUUAAAAUUAUUUAAAAGCUU